Molecule: messenger RNA, 384 nt
Organism: Echinostoma caproni
Lineage: Eukaryota; Metazoa; Platyhelminthes; Trematoda; Plagiorchiida; Echinostomatidae
Source: the annotation of a GenBank genome assembly
AUGGUGAUGAUGAUUAUGAUUCGGAUAUUGAUGAUGAUGAUGAUGAUGAUGAUGAUGAUGAUGAUGAUGAGGAUGAUGAUGAUUCGGAUGAUGAUGAUUCGGAUGAUGAUGAUGAUUCGUUAUGAUGAUGAUGAUGAUUCUUAUGAUGAUGAUGAUGAUGAUGAUGAUGAUGUUGUUGAUGAUGAUGAUUCGGAUGAUGAUGAUGAUGAUGAUGAUGAUGAUGAUGAUUCGGAUGAUUAUGAUGAUGAUGUUGAUGAUGAUGAUGAUGAUUCGGAUUAUGAUGCUGAUGAUGAUGAUUCGGAGCAUGAUGAUGUUACGGAUGAUGAUGAUGAUGAUGAUGAUGAUGAUGAUGAUGAUGAUGAUGAUGAUGAAGAUGAUUCAUGA